AUAGAGGGAGAAAUGGAUACAGAAACAAAGGCUGAACUAUCUAGAACAUCCUCUUCAUCAUCAUUCUCAUCACAGACUGGUAGUCUAAGAGAGAAGGAAAAGAGGAGGAGUAGUAUAUUGAGUAUAUUCAAAGAGAAGGAGAAAGAGAAGGAGAAAGAGAAAGAAAAAGAGAAAGAGAAGGAGAGAGAUAGAGAGAAAGAGAAAGAAAGAGAGAAAGAAAGAGAGAAGGAGAAAGAGAAAGAGAUUGAAGAUAAGAAACAACAAAAGGAUGAUCAUAAGAAAGAGAAGAAGGAUAGAGAGCGUGAGGAGAAGGAGAGGGAACGUGAAAGAGAGAAGUUACAAAAGGAGGAGAAGAAGCGUGCAAAGGAGUUGAUUGAGAAGGAGAAGGAGGAGGAAAAGGCAAAGCUGUUGAGGGAGAAGGAGAGGGCAAAGGAGGAGUACGCCAUGCUAAAGGAGAAGAUCAAACAGAAGGAGAAGGAUUUGAAGAAGAAGAAGAAGGAGUUGGAUAAAGAUAAAGAUAAGGACAAGGACAGGGACAACACAUUACAACUUACACAUGAGAGUGGAACUGCCAGUCCAUCAUGGGAUAUGGCCUCAGAUGCAUCACUCUCAGAGGACAACACAUCACCGCGCAGUCAUACCUCGUCUUCAGCGCAUGUCACAUCGCCAGAGAAGCAGCCCUCAGCAACAGAGACAAGCAACUCAACAUCAUCAUCAUCCAAUGUACAUAUGAUAGCCAACCCAAAGAAGCACUCAACAGUCGCCAUACCAUCACUGUUGAACAAGAUACCUGGUGGCGGCGAGGGCAGUGGUAACACAGGCAGCGGCAUAUCUGGCACAGGCACGCUUGGGCAACACAGAGGCGCAUUCAUUCAGAAGUCACCCAGAGGAAACGUGUCCAACAAGAGCACUUCAACAGACAACGACUUUACAUACUCUGAAGACGAUGACUCGACCACAAAUCCACCAACAUUGGUCGAGCACUCAUCAUCGCUCUCUGAUAGCUUCGCGAUGGCUCAUCAACAGCAGCAGCAGCAACACAAUGGAGUGGUGCCACCAACCUUGGUCGUGUCCCAGCCCAACUCCUCGUCGCCAGUGUCUGCUUCUCCCCCGACGCACACUGCAACCUCACCACAGGACGAGACGAGCACAUUCCUCAAUGAAGCACUGGCAUUCUCCGAGGAGACCAUGGGCAAGUCUGCAUUGUACAAACGGAUGAUGGAGGACUUUUACGAGAAGAUCGAUCAAUGUAUACUCUCGGGACAGCACUACAAUCCAUUGGUUGAGAAGCGACGAGCACAAGCUCAACGCAACGCCAUUCUCAAGAACAUGCGAAGAGGAUCGUCACCGAGUGGCGAGGACCACAAACGAUCAUUCUCAACAACAGCGGCGCCACAGGACCUGCGGAACCUGGCCAUGCUGCACGAGCAGCAGAUGUCCGGACGCACCGGCUCCUCGUCUACCGACCACUCACCGCCAAGUGGUGGAGGUGGUUCGAACAAUCAUUCUCCAUCAUUCAAUCUCAAGUCUUCUUACGACUCGCUCAUGCCCCAAUCGGGACAGCAACAUGGCCAGCACACGUCCGAGACGUCUCAACAGGAGCAUCAUGGUCAUGGAAGUCACAAUCGUCACAAUCUCCUCACAUUCCUCAAUAGCAACAGCAAUAGCAAUAGUGGCGCCAACAAUGAGAAGAAACAAAGGAGGGGUGUUUUGAAGAGGACAUUCAAUCCAAAUCGACUAUCAUUGACAUUAUCACAAGCACAGCGCACAACAAUCAACUCAGCACAACAACAACAACAUGAGAGCAGACCACUGACGGACAAGUUCCUCCCCUUUGACAGUGGCAGGCUGAAAAGGAUCUUGCCCAACAUGCGCAACCUCCCUUCGAUCCCCAUGCCCAACUUCCAACUACUGCCCAAGCGCAAGAAAGAGCCCAACACCACCGAGUUCAAGAAGGACAUCGAUUCCCUACUACAAGUGCUCGAGUCUGAUGCGCCACAGAGCACAGACUAUGAGUCACCUUAUACAUUCAGUGAGUAUCCAAUGAUUGGACAGAGAUACACUACCCAACCGGCCACACCACUGACACCCCUCUUU
Acytostelium subglobosum LB1 is the source of this 2097-nucleotide messenger RNA. RefSeq lists its product as hypothetical. The annotation marks the transcript as partial. The record is from RefSeq and is a predicted model, not a curated record. Lineage: Eukaryota; Evosea; Eumycetozoa; Acytosteliales; Acytosteliaceae. The transcript has a single exon.